Messenger RNA from Funneliformis mosseae, 1490 nucleotides. NCBI's taxonomy places the organism in Eukaryota, Fungi, Glomeromycota, Glomeromycetes, Glomerales, Glomeraceae. The record is from the annotation of a GenBank genome assembly.
UUUCGCCCACACCACUUUGGAAUCAGAAUCUCAAUGAAUCUCGCGCAUCGGAAAAACAAUCAAAAACAAAUACUUUUGAUCUCGUUCUAAAACAUGUUAACCUCGCUCCAGAUGGAUUUACUCGUAUGAUGUCAACAAUUAAUGGGCAAUAUCCGGGACCAACCAUAGAAGUCAAUAAAGGAGAUCGUAUUGUAAUGAAUAUUCGCAAUGAGUUAGAGGCUCCAACAUCAAUUCAUGCUCACGGAAUUUUUCAAAGAGGGACUCAAUGGUACGAUGGGGUACCAGGGCAGACCCAAUGUGAAAUACCAAACGAUUAUACAUUUACCUAUAAUUUCACGGUUCCCGACCAAGUUGGCACUUAUUGGUACCAUUCGCAUGACUUAAUGCAAUAUGUUGAUGGAAUUGUUGGCGCAUUAAUUAUUCACGAUCCUGAUGAUCCGUAUAAAGCAGAGUACGAUGAGGAAAUUCUUGUCAUGUUGACUGAUUAUCAUCACACGGAGGCCCAAGUUUUAUUGAAAUCUUUCUUGACCCCUGAACGCGAUGGUGAAGAACCAGGUAGGGUUCCCGAUAAUGGAUUGAUAAACGGAAAAAAUAAUUUCGAUUGCUCAAAGGCACCAACAGGUUCUACAUGCGUAGAUAAUGCUGGUCUCGCUAAGUUUGAAUUUGUUUCUAGUAAAAGAUAUCGUCUUCGCAUCAUCAAUACCAGCGCAUUUUCAUCAUUCUUCUUUUCAAUUGAUAAACAUGUAAUGGAGGUUAUAGAAGUAGAAGGGACCUACACCAAACGAAAUAAAAUUCAUCGCCUUCCUAUCAAUGUUGCUCAAAGAUAUUCUGUCAUCGUCACUGCAGAUCAACAUGUUGACAAUUAUGUCAUGCGUUCCGAAUUUCAAAAAAAGUGUAUGCCGGAUGAAGCAAUUUCCCUUCCUGUUGUAAAAGCUAUAAUUCAUUAUGAUGGUGCACCCGAGGAUUCUGUUCCAACGGAUAAUCCGUGGACAGAUUUCUUGGAAGAAUGUAUCGAUCUAGAUCAAAAAACUUUACAACCAUUAUAUGAAGAAAAGAUUCCUAAAGCAACAAGAGAAAUUAUACAUGAAAUCGCCUUUCUUAAUGGAUCUACUUAUAUUACUAAUCUAACUACUUCGACUUUGACAAAAGUCUUUGAAGGAACAGCAGCUAACCUUCCUAUUUCUGAAAAUGCUUUUACUUUUAACACUUUUGGAGAAGUCGUUGACAUUUAUUUCAUCAAUACUGACGAAGGUGAACACCCGUUCCAUAUGCACGGGCAUCAAUUUUGGUUACUUGGAAUUGGGAAUGGAACUAAAGUUGAAAAGACCGCACUAAAUACAGUUAAUCCAAUCAAACGUGAUACCUCAACAAUACCUAUCAAUGGAUGGUCUGCGUUAAGAUUUGUUGCGGAUAACCCUGGAGUGUGGGGUCAUCAUUGCCAUAUGGAAAUAAGAGGAAAGUAUAUGAAAAUAGAAGGAAAGAAAGAAUAA